AGGGAGACCUCAGAGCGCAAAGACAGCAGGCUUGAAUAAAAUUUUGGAGCUGCGCGCGAGGGGCGCACACACACGCGCACACACACACGCACACACACACACACACACACACCAAUAUAUAUAUAUAAUACACACACGUAUUGUGUGUUAUAUAUAAAUAUCUUGAAAACUGCGGGGAUACCUUUUACACAGAAAAAGGCACAUCGACAUCCCAUGAAAAUGCUGUGGAAAUUAACUGAUAACAUUAAAUACGAAGACUGCGAGAUGUUAGUGCACAGUUUUUCCGCUAUGGACCGUCACGACGGCACCAGCAACGGGACAGCCCGGCUACCUCAGCUGGGCGGCGUGGGUCAGAGUCCCUACACGAGCGCCCCUCCGCUCUCCCACACGCCCAACUCAGACUUCCAGCCCCCGUACUUCCCCCCGCCCUACCAGCCCAUCUACCCGCAGUCUCAGGACCCUUACUCGCACGUCAACGACCCGUACUCCCUCAACUCCCUGCACGCCCAGCCGCAGCCGCAGCACCCGGGCUGGCCGGGCCAGAGGCAGGGCCAGGACGGCGGCCUGCUGCAUCAGCACCGCAGCCUGCCCCACCAGCUGUGCCGGGACUACCGCAGGGAGGUGCUCCUACCGUCCGGUCACGGCCUUGACACGGGACUCUCGGACUCGAUCCCAAUCCAUGGAAUACCUCACUCUUUAGAAGAUGUCCAGUCUGUUGAGGAUCAAGGAAUUCACAUUCCCGACCAGACUGUAAUUAAAAAAGGUCCAGUGUCUUUAUCAAAAAACAACAUCUCCGGUAUCCCCAUCAACAAAGACGGACUUUUCGGCGGGGUGGUCAACCCCAACGAGGUGUUCUGCUCGGUACCGGGCCGGUUAUCGUUGCUCAGCUCCACAUCCAAGUACAAGGUGACGGUGGCGGAGGUGCAGCGACGUCUCUCCCCGCCGGAGUGCCUGAACGCCUCUCUGCUGGGUGGCGUGCUUCGGAGGGCCAAGUCGAAGAACGGCGGCCGAUCCUUGCGGGAGAAGUUGGAUAAAAUCGGCUUGAAUUUACCUGCGGGCAGACGCAAGGCGGCCAACGUCACCUUGCUGACGUCACUAGUAGAAGGAGAAGCAGUGCAUCUUGCCAGGGAUUUUGGUUAUGUGUGUGAGACCGAGUUUCCCGCCAAGGCAGUAGCUGAAUAUGUAAACCGUCAACACUCCGACCCAAACGAACAAGUCCAAAGAAAAAACAUGCUAUUGGCUACCAAGCAAGUGUGCAAGGAGUUCACGGACCUGUUGUCCCAGGACCGAUCGCCGUUGGGAAACUCCCGGCCGCAGCCCAUCCUCGAACCGGGCAUCCAGAGCUGUUUGACCCACUUCAGCCUCAUCUCGCACGGUUUCGGCACACCGGCCUUGUGCGCGGCCGUCACGGCCCUGCAGAACUAUCUGACGGAGGCCAUCAAAGCCAUGGACAAAAUGUACCUGAACAACAACCCCAACAGUCACUCAGAUAACGGCACUAAAGGCGACAAAGACGAGAAGCACAGAAAGUGAUACCCCCCCCCCCCCCAGCACCUCCCCUGCAGCCCCCCCACCCCUCCUUCAUUUCCACAUAAAAAAGGGGCCAAACCCUGGGGGCCCAUUUUUUUUCUUUCCUGCAGCACCCUGCACUGCACCCUGUCGUCCCGCCUCCUGCAGGGCUCAUCCAAUAUAAAUAUAUAAAUAAUAAACUUCCAUAUCCCCCCAUGACCCCCCCCCCCCCCAACACACACACACAACAUUUUCUGGAUUGGAAAACCUGCACCACUUCAUGAUGAUUAUUAUUAUGAUGAAAAAAACCGAAAAAAACAAACAAAAACCCUGCAGGGUGUGGAAACUCAAAGACUUCGAACGCUUUAUCCCGCCUUUUUUUGUGGACCCAUCAUCUCAAUUUUGUGACAAAAAAGGAGGAUUAAUUCUUCUAUCAGUAUUGUGAAUAUAAUAAUAAUAAACUUGAAAUUCCACCCCGUCAUCACUUCUUUCUCCAAGUGACCAACUUGAACUUUUUUUGUUGUUUUAUUUUGUUUUUUUGUUUGUUCGAAUUUCAACACGAUUCGCGGUUAUAUAAGGGAAUCAGUGUUCAUGUAUGUAUAUAUUUAUUAUUUAUGUGUAAUUUAAUGGGAAUUGUAAAUAUGGUGCGUCUGUUGGAACUUUUUUGUUUUGUUUUGUUUAAUUUAUCUGGUGCCUCCUGUUUUAGUGGGUUUUAAUAUUCGGUUCUAGUCCUUCAUGUGAUUUUAUGGUUCUUAUAGAGAAAAAAAAAAAGAAGGAAAAAAAAAAGCAGAAGUUUUGGGGUAUUUUUUUAUUUCUCUGGGAUAUUUCAAUGCAGCCUUCUUGUAGCAUGUCGAGGCCACAUUGAAGCAAGUGAACAAAUCGAAUAGAAAUAAACUUCCAAUAUUAUAGAAAUCAUCUUUAUUCCGUUUUUUUUCUCCCCAUUUCCCAACUGGUUUUUAUUUGGUUUCUAUUUUUAUACGUGUUGUGUCAAUCACAAAUUAUUGUUCUCUUCCCGAAGCGCCAUAAAAGCAAUAAAUGGAU
This is a messenger RNA of Entelurus aequoreus (snake pipefish), 2550 nucleotides long. It is a transcript of the gene tfap2a, whose product is annotated as transcription factor AP-2 alpha. The coding region runs from base 214 to 1533 and encodes 439 amino acids. The record is from RefSeq and is a predicted model, not a curated record. Gene Ontology annotation, cellular component: nucleus. NCBI's taxonomy places the organism in Eukaryota, Metazoa, Chordata, Actinopteri, Syngnathiformes, Syngnathidae. Gene Ontology annotation, molecular function: DNA-binding transcription factor activity, RNA polymerase II-specific; RNA polymerase II transcription regulatory region sequence-specific DNA binding. Gene Ontology annotation, biological process: regulation of transcription by RNA polymerase II; anatomical structure development; regulation of cell population proliferation. The transcript is spliced from 8 exons.